Molecule: messenger RNA, 906 nt
Organism: Paramecium octaurelia
Lineage: Eukaryota; Ciliophora; Oligohymenophorea; Peniculida; Parameciidae
Source: the annotation of a GenBank genome assembly
AUGAAGAGAGAAAGAUAUAGAAAGAAUGUAACAAUAAAAAGAGAAAUCCUCGAAAAAAAAAAUAAAAUUUGUCAAAGCUUUGUAAAUCUCGAAAGCAGAAAUUUUUCGGAUUGUUUUCAAGAAUAAACCAGAAGCUUUAGUUGUUAUGGUAAUGAAUUUGGAUAGUUGAACAAAUUCUAGAUUAGAUUCAAAAAUAUUUUGCCUGAUUACAAAACCAAACAAUCUAUUCAUGAGUAUGAAAUGAACGAGAAAAAGAGAAGACAAACACAAAAUACAGAGAAUGUGGAUAUUCUCAAAUUUUAUAGAGGAAUUUAUGAUAUCAAUAAAAGCAAAACUCUCAUCAAAACACUUAAAAUGCUCAAGACUUCUAAAUAAGAUUUUAAUGGAGUCUCUAAGUAAAUCAAGUAGCCACACAAGGAUAUAAAUAAAAAGAGAAAAAGAAGAAGUAGUUGUUAUUGUACAUUAAGCGGCAAAAUGAGUGAAAAAUAAAUCAAAUAUCAACAUGAUCCAUAUUUCGACAAAUUUAAUAUGUUUUAACAAUAAAGAAAACUUUCAAUCUGUUUAUCAAAUAGAAAAAGGUAUUAAGAUAAACUAAAAUCUCAAAUUUAAUAAGAAAACAUCAAAAUAUCAUACAUUAGUUAAAAUAAGUCGCCCAUCAACAAAUAUAAAUGUGUCUCGAGAACUACGAAAUUGAUUCUAGAGCAAACUCAAACCAAGAUAUUGCAAUAAGGGUAAAGAUAUUCGGCGUUACCAUCUUAAAGAUUUAAAACUGAACCAGCAUAUUCGUCACCUCGAUCUAUUAAAUUGUAUCCAAUAUAACUCAACAAAUUAAGAUUGGGUUAAUCAACAUUUAGAUCAAGUCAUCUAAAAGAGAGUUUCAAAACAUUAGCCACCAUUUAUAGAUGA